This is a messenger RNA of Selaginella moellendorffii, 438 nucleotides long. Its product is annotated as mannose-specific lectin. Bases 1 to 438 code for a protein of 145 amino acids. The record is from RefSeq and is a predicted model, not a curated record. Lineage: Eukaryota; Viridiplantae; Streptophyta; Lycopodiopsida; Selaginellales; Selaginellaceae. The transcript has a single exon.
AUGGAGAAAUCCAUGGCCGCGACGUGCAUCGCGCUCCUUCUGCUGGCCACCAUCGCCCUCUACUGCGACGCCGCCGGCCCCCCGGCCCCCGCCAGUGACACUCUCUUCACCAACAAGCAGCUCCGCUCCAACGAGGAGCUGCGAUCCAACAACAGCUUCUUCGUCUUCAAGGUCCAGAGCGAUUGCAACAUGGUGCUGACGCGGGUCUCGGAUUCCAGCGUGCUGUGGUCGUCCGGGACGGGCGGAAAGGCGGCCGGGUGCUGGGUGACGAUGCAAGGCGAUGGGAAUUUGGUGCUCUACUCCAACCAGAACAACGCCGUGUGGAUGAGCAAGACGGCGCGCAAGGAGGAUCUCUACACGCUGAUGGUGCAGGACGAUGGGAAUGCCGUGAUCUACACCGCCUCCCACGUCGCGAUUUGGUCCACCAGUUACGAUUGA